Messenger RNA from Helobdella robusta, 851 nucleotides. RefSeq lists its product as hypothetical. Bases 1 to 711 code for a protein of 236 amino acids. NCBI's taxonomy places the organism in Eukaryota, Metazoa, Annelida, Clitellata, Rhynchobdellida, Glossiphoniidae. Gene Ontology annotation, cellular component: MLL3/4 complex. The transcript has 8 exons. The record is from RefSeq and is a predicted model, not a curated record.
AUGGGAAUGGUUGUCACUGUAGAAACUCAAUUAAAAGAUAACAUUACCAGUUACGAAUGGAAGAUGAAGAAAAGGAAAAGUGAUGCUCUGAACGAAGAUGAACUUAGUUAUAAAAUUAGAAUUUCUGACGUGAAUGUUGUUAUCACUGGAUAUUCAAAGGAUUACUCUUCCUACCUAUCUAAAGAAACGUUGAAGCUGGGAGGUCAGCUGGUGGGCAUGGGAGUGCAUUGUACGCACCUGGUCGCUCCCAAGAUACUGAGGACUGUCAAGUUCCUCACCUGCGUCAGUCAUGCCAGCUAUGUCGUCACGUCACAGUGGCUCGAAAACUCUAUUGCUGCUUCUCAGUUCCUUGACCCAUGCAGCUUUUUGCUGAAAGAUGAAGAGGUGGAACAGAAAUUAAACUUUGAUUUUCAAAAAAAUAUCAAACAUCGUUCUUCGGGCAAGCUCUUCCAGGGCUUGCAGAUGUACAUGACGCCAAACAUCUCACCUCCCGUUUCAUUUCUGAGGGAACUUGUAAAGUGCCAUGGUGGACAGGUCAUCACUCAUCCUCCUGAUGCUGUACACCCAGCACCUUCACUGAUUAUUAUAACUUGUGAGAAAGAUGUUCACCUUCUUGCCGAUGCACUAAAAACAAAUUUAUACAACUCCGAAUUCUUAAUUAACGCGAUCAUAAAGCAGCAGGUUGACUUCUCGACAUUUGGCGGCAUCUGAUUUGUUGUUAGUCACCUCAGUAGGGGCCUGAACUGUUGCAUUUUUAGUUUAUUUUUUCAUUCAUGUUCUUAAAUUUUAAAAAUCCUAUAAACAAUGUUAUGCAUGUAUGUUGUUAAUUCUAAUAUAAAUAUUUAAAAAUA